This is a messenger RNA of Peromyscus maniculatus bairdii (prairie deer mouse), 2441 nucleotides long. NCBI's taxonomy places the organism in Eukaryota, Metazoa, Chordata, Mammalia, Rodentia, Cricetidae. The record is from RefSeq and is a predicted model, not a curated record.
AUGUGGGAACAGGCUGGGGCCAGCUUAUCGGCUUUAGAGCUGAGUCUGUGGAAUCAGGCAGAGAACUUGGAAAGGCCAUGUUGGGGAGCAGGGUCACAGUGGGAUUCUGUCCAGGGUUCUCAGCUGGCCUCUUCAGAGCCUCACCCCUGCCAAGAGGAACUCUACCUUACCCUAACAGCUCUCAUCACGCCCUCUUACCCCUGCCCUACAGAACGGGAGAGGGGCCGGGCCCUGCUCUCUGCCAGGUCCGGAAGCCCCUCUGGCCAGCUGCCCAAUGUGGAUGAGCAGGUGCAGGCCUGGGAAAGCCGACGGCCCCUCAUUCAGGACCUGGCCCGGCGGCUGCUGACAGACGACGAGGUGCUAGCCGUCACUCGACACUGCUCCCGGUAUGUCCAUGAGGGCGGUGUGGAGGACCUGGUGCGCCCCCUGCUGGCCAUCCUGGACAGGCCGGAGAAGCUGCUGCUGCUGCGGGACAUCAGGAGUGUGGUGGCCCCCACGGACCUCGGUCGCUUCGACAGCAUGGUGAUGCCCGUGGAGCUGGAGGCUUUUGAGGCUCUCAAGAGCCGGGCAGUUCGGCCUUCUGCUUUGAGACCAACCAGGCAGGACACGCCACCUAAGCGUCACCUCAUCACCCCUGUGCCUGAUAGCCGUGGAGGCUUCUACUUGCUGCCAGUGAAUGACUGUUCAGAGGAUGACGACGGAGAGAUCAGGGAGAGGCUAGGGGGGCUUAAGGUCUCCCUCAGUGCCUCUGCCCCUGGCCACCACCAUAAAGGAAUCCCCCCUCUACAAGAUGUACCGGUGGAUGCCUUCUCCCCUCGCCGAAGCGCAUGUACACCCCCUCCCCAACCACCUCCUGUGGCUCCCCGGCCUCCCAGGCCUAACUGGCUACUGACAGAACCCCCAAGUAAAGAAAGCACUCAGCAGAACCAGAGUCAGACCCCAGGCCGCAGCCGCAGCCGCAGCCGCAGCCGAGGGCGAGGCAAGUCCCCUGGGCGCAUGCGAUCCCCUUCCCCAGCACCCAUCACUAAUGCCACCACAGCCAAUGGGCGCUACCACAGGCCUCGGAAGGCAAGGCCCUUGCUUCCACGACCUCUGGAUGGGCAGGAGGCCAAGGUGGGAGCUAGGCAAGGGCCCUUGGAGAAUGGCAUUGGUGGGACAACCGAGGAGACGACCUGGAAACCCUCCGCUGGAGAGCUGAGGACAGUCACGCUAUCCAAGAUGAAGCAGUCUUUGGGCAUCAGCAUUUCUGGGGGCAUCGAGUCCAAGGUGCAGCCCAUGGUGAAGAUAGAGAAGAUCUUUCCCGGAGGUGCCGCUUUCCUCUGCGGGGCCCUGCAGGCUGGCUUCGAGCUGGUGGCAGUGGAUGGGGAAAGCCUGGAGCAGGUGACUCACCAGCGAGCUGUGGACACCAUCCGCAGAGCAUACAGAAACAAGGCUCGGGAGCCUAUGGAGCUUGUGGUCAGGGUUCCUGGACCUGGCCUGCUGCCCUCAUCUGCCUCAUUAGCCAUUAAGGACCAGAGCCUUCCUGCUGGCAGUUCCUCUGCCCAUGGACCCCUUGACAAUACCCCCACCCCCACCCCAGAUCCCUCCCCCUGAGGAUAGACAACUACAGCAGGGCCCUCACCCCAGCCCUUAGGGCUCCUCCAAGUGCCCCCAAACUCUCCCCUCUUCUUAUGGGUUCCCAUGACCCUUCCCACUGACUUUAAGGAUUACUGCUGCUCCCCGGUGUCCUGCAAUACCGAGGCCCCUCUGUCCUAUGUGCCUGACAGCUGAGAGCACCAUACUCUGUACACUGGCUGUGACCUACUGCAGGCUGUCUAGAAGUCCCCGGCGUUUUAAGAAAAGCUGGAUGUCCAAGGACAAGGCUCUAGAGGGCAGCCUGCAUCGUGUGCAUCCCCUGGUCCUGGACCGCUUCAGUGAGGGGACAGAGAAAAUCAAGUCUGAAGCCUGUAACUGGUGUGAGCUUCUUCAGGAUGCCCCUGGCUUCCCAUACUCUGAGAGGCGUAAAUUCAGUCUCCUUAAGGAGGUCACUAUGUCCAUCCCCCAGUCUCAAGCAGCAUUCAGUACAAAGGACAGGGUGGAAGGCUUUUCCAAUUCCUCAGGCCUUAGUAAGACUCCUGCUGUGGUCCACUAGGACCUCUGACUGGACUGGAUUAGCCUCCUAUCUCCCUCCCCGCCCCAGUAAGAACUCCAUGAGGUAGGUGAGUAGCCAGCAAGCAGAGGGACAAACGCUCCAGACAGAUGCCAGACAAGGUCGCCUGCAGUUCUUUAUCCAGCAUACUUUUUUUUUUAAAAAACAAACUUUUUUUUUUUUUAAUUUUUUCUUUGGGUUUGUACAAGAAAUUUACAGUGUGAAAAAUAUACAAGUGAAAACGAGGCCAUAAACCUGGUAUUGGGAGGGGCUGCUUGGUCACAAACACAAAUAAACAAGACAUUGCUGAGUU